Cadophora gregata is the source of this 1248-nucleotide messenger RNA. RefSeq lists its product as uncharacterized. Lineage: Eukaryota; Fungi; Ascomycota; Leotiomycetes; Helotiales; Ploettnerulaceae. The transcript has a single exon. The coding region runs from base 1 to 1248 and encodes 415 amino acids. The record is from RefSeq and is a predicted model, not a curated record.
AUGUCAACAUCGACUCCCACGGCAGCCGAUAAACAACAGGCAAUCAUCGCUGCCGCCGCUCUUUGUGACAACUUCGAUUCCUUGAUCUCGGACUAUGGAAUUCUCACUGGAGCUUUCCCUCUAGAAGAUCCACACAUCAAAGACUGCUUCAUCUCGAGAGAUAUCAUCACUAGCAUGGAGCUGGUCGAGCUAGAUGAUAAGGCCAGGAAGUUGAGAUCUCGGGUUGAGAAAGAUGCGAGAAAGGAGAAAUACCGAUAUACGCCACGAGAGCGCCAUGAAAACGCAAGAAAAUACCUUGAGAAGCGGUUUAAAGUUGUAGUUGAAGACCUGAAAGAGUUGAAGAUCCACCUCGAGAGCUCGUUUCCCUUUAAAUACCUGCCGAACUGCUCAUACAGACUUCUAGGCGAGGUAGGAAAGCAGCCAGCUCAAGAAAUCAGAGUUCCACAGGACCUGCAACAAUAUUUCCUCCGAGAUAGCACUCUCGAUAGGAUAUUUCCAGCACUUAAUGGCUUGGUCCAAUCUCCUAUACCUCACGCGAGUCCCCGCGAAGAACCAGUUGAGCAAUUUGCUUCUGAUCCAAGCCCCUUUCAGUCUCCCCAAACGAUCAAGAGAACAUUCCCUCGAUUCGAAAACACUUCACAGCCUUCUGAUCGCAAUGAGUUCAUGAUGUCGAGCAAGUAUCUUGUCAAGCAAGCUUCAAAGUCGACUCGUCCCCGACGUCUAGUAGCAAUGGGAAUAGCUGAAAGAAUUGCCAACACAAUCUCCAACCCUCAAGAGUUCAACCACCCUUUCGGAAUAUUGGCGCCAGAAGUCCAGACUCCACAGCAGAUCUGGCGACAUCGAUUCCCGAAUGGAUAUUCCCAGUUGGAAUCUGCAGAGUACACCCGAGCCUUAGAAGAGCUACUUGCGGCUUCUACUAGGAAGAGGAAAUUGUUGGAGACGGCGAUGUCGAAAAGGUUGAAGGCAGCCCAGGCUAAAAACAGCGCUUUGGAAGCGACGCUGAAAGAGACAAAGAAAGAGAACAAGGAAUUGAAGGAGAACAAUGGACAAUUGGGCGAGAAGUUGGAACGGCAGAGGCGGACGAUAUCCAGACAGCAGACUUCUGGCCACCACCGUAUAUCUUUCACUGACGUAAAUCUGAAGACCAAGCGGAAGCGCCACUACGAUGAACUCGGUCAGGAGGUGGUCUCCAAAGAAAACAAAGACCCAGAUCUGGAUUUAUCUACCAAGCGUCUGAGAAUAUCUUGA